AUGAACUUCAUCAAACAAUGCUGGGAUGAGAUUGGUAAGGAGUUCACUACAGCUGUGAUGGGGUUCUUCCAAAGUGCGAAACUACCAACUGAUGCGAAUGUCACGUGGGUGACACUAGCUCUGAAGUAUGUGGGUGCUAAGGAGAUCAAGGAUUUUCGAUCGAUCAGUAUGGUUGGGUGUGUCUAUAAGGUGAUAUUGAAGGUUUUGGUGAGAAGAAUGAGAUCAGUAAUGCCGAAUUUGGUAGGGGAGACACAUGGUACUUUUGUGAAGGGUAGAAAAAUUCAUGACGAUGCCCUUAUCGCAUGUGAGACGGUUCAAUGGCUCAAGGCACAUAAGAAGAAGGCAGCAAUAUUAAAGCUAGAUUUUCAGAAAGCAUAUGAUAGGGUCAGAUGGAGUUUUGUGGAUUUUUUGUUGCAAAAGAUGGGAUUCGGGCGAAGAUGGAGAGAUUGGAUGACGGAAUGUGUCAGUUCAGCCACUAUGUCAGUUUUGGUUAAUGGGUCACCAUCCAAGCCGUUAAAAAUAGAGAGGGGCCUCAGACAAGGUUCUUAUUUGUUCUUGUGGUCGACGUGCUGCAUAGGACGUUAG
This is a messenger RNA of Arachis duranensis, 585 nucleotides long. RefSeq lists its product as uncharacterized. The record is from RefSeq and is a predicted model, not a curated record. The coding region runs from base 1 to 585 and encodes 194 amino acids. Lineage: Eukaryota; Viridiplantae; Streptophyta; Magnoliopsida; Fabales; Fabaceae. The transcript has a single exon.